CCUCUCGUCCCCGUUCUUGCAGCAAAAACGCUCACCGAGCGCUCGUCACCAUGCCCAAGCUUCACCAGUGGGACUACAUCUUCGCGAUCGGCCUCAUCUUCGCCGCGCUCGACGCCUACAACAUCGGUGCCAACGAUGUCGCCAACUCGUUCGCCACCUCGGUUGCGGCCCGUUCGCUCACCAUGCGUCAGGCAUGUGUGCUCGCGGCAAUCUUCGAGUUCCUAGGAGCCGUGCUCGUCGGUGCAAAGGUGACCGGUACGAUCAAGAACGGCAUUAUCGCCCUGGAGAUGUUCCGCGGCAACUUUGGCAUUGAGAUGCUCGCCUUUACCUGCGCCCUCGUGACCUCUGCUACCUGGCUCAUGAUCGCCACCAAGAACUCGUGGCCCGUCUCGACCACCUACUCGCUCGUUUCGGCGCUUGCCGGUGUUGGUGUCGCUGUUGCCGGCCCCGCCGGUGUUCAGUGGGGCUGGAACGGCGGCAAGGGUCUCGCGACCAUCUUCGCCGGCUUCGGUAUUGCGCCCGCUAUCUCGGGUGGCUUUGCCUCGACAAUCUACCUCAUCACCAAGUAUGCCGUGCUCAACCGCAAGGACAGCGUGCGCAAGGCCAUGUACCUGUCGCCCGUCUACUUCUUCACCGUCAUCGCCGUCCUUACCAUGUCGAUUGUGUACAAGGGCUCCCCAGGCCUCAAGCUCGACAAGCUCAGCGGCGCGACCCAGGCCAUUGCCAUCUGCCUGACCGCGUUUGUCGUUGCUGUUCUCUCGAUCGUCUUCUGGCUCCCGUACGUCUACGCUAAGGUCGUCCGUAAGGACUGGUCGCUCCGCUGGUGGCACAUGGCCCUUGGCCCGAUGCUCUGGAAGCGCCCGGUCCCCGAGAUGCCCGCCGACAUGGCUGCCCCCGUGAUCAACGACUACCGUGUCUACGGCCGUGAGGACGAGCACUCUGCCCCCGCCGAUGACUCUGUUGCCCCGGUCGCCGAGACUGCCGUCGCUGUCGCUGAGCUCCACGCCCCCUCGCAGACUCCCUCGAACGACUCGAACGAGAAGGUCAAGGACGUCGAGGCUGGCCAGACCGAGAACUCCUCCACCACCGCUCCCCGCACCACCGUUCCUCUCGACGAGGUCGACAAGAAGGACGAGAUUGUCGGCCCCUGGAUCCUUCCUCGCAACCUCCUUAUCAUUGGCAAGCGCGGUCUCAAGGCUCUCACCAAGGGCUCGAACUACGACGUGCACGCCCACCAGAUGAAGGACGAGAAGACUGCCGCUCACCUCCGCGAGAUCCACAAGCUCGCCCACCAGUACGACAACGACACCGAGCACCUGUACACCUACCUCCAGGUCCUGACUGCUUGCGUCAACUCGUUCGCUCACGGUGCCAACGACGUCUCGAACGCCGUUGGCCCCCUCUCGGCUAUCUACUUCAUCUGGUCUGAGGGCCGCCGUCUCGAGAAGGACACCCCUACGCCCACUUGGGUUCUCGUCUUUGGUGGUGCUUGGAUCGUCAUCGGCCUCGCGACCUACGGCUACAACAUCAUGGCUGCUCUUGGUAACCGUCUCACCCUGCACUCGCCCUCGCGUGGCUUCUCCAUGCAGUUCGGCGCCUCGCUCUGUGUCCUCCUUGCCUCGCAGUACGGCAUCCCCGUCUCGUCGACCAUGUGUCUCGCGGGCGCGACUAUGGGCGUCGGCCUCGUCUCUGGUGGAUGGCGCGCAGUCAACUGGAAGGCCUUUGGCUGGAUCUUCCUGGGCUGGGUCCUCACCGUCCCCAUCGCUGGUCCCCAUCGCUGGUACCGUCGCGGGGUGCCUCCUGGGUCUCUUCAUCAACGCGCCCCACUGGUAAUGGAGAUUGGGCUGCUCUACACACUACCAUCAUAGAACUUCAAUAAUGUACUACCAGCAAUAGAUUUCUGCAUUGGUGUCUCAUGUA
Messenger RNA from Cutaneotrichosporon oleaginosum, 1920 nucleotides. Lineage: Eukaryota; Fungi; Basidiomycota; Tremellomycetes; Trichosporonales; Trichosporonaceae. The record is from RefSeq and is a predicted model, not a curated record.